Messenger RNA from Conger conger (European conger), 7244 nucleotides. It is a transcript of the gene mib1, whose product is annotated as MIB E3 ubiquitin protein ligase 1. The record is from RefSeq and is a predicted model, not a curated record. The transcript is spliced from 22 exons. Gene Ontology annotation, molecular function: zinc ion binding; protein binding; ubiquitin-protein transferase activity. Gene Ontology annotation, cellular component: cytoplasm. NCBI's taxonomy places the organism in Eukaryota, Metazoa, Chordata, Actinopteri, Anguilliformes, Congridae. Gene Ontology annotation, biological process: protein ubiquitination. The coding region runs from base 1355 to 4567 and encodes 1070 amino acids.
GCUCUGAUUGACAAUAAUGGCGACGCGUUUGUCUUGAGUUUCUGCUACAACGAACCACCUUAAAAUACUUCAUCAGAGACGGAAUUUCACAAAUCUGUUAUACUGGUGCAAACAUGAGAAAGAUCCGUUCGCAAAAAGGAAACUAGACAGGUAAUUGUUCUCGAUGAGCGGGUGGAAUGAAGUUCUGUUGCUGAAAUUUUGUGGGAAGCAAUACAAAGAUCUCCCAUUUCGUGCUGGUUAACUAGCUUGCUGGCUAGCUAACGUUAGGUAGCAUACAAAAAGUGGAUUUUCCUGAGAAGGUAAAAGAACGAAGACGAGGGAUUCAGCUAGUUUUUGUAAUAUAUCGUUGAACUGCGACAGAAAUACCGGCGCGAGAAGAACUUUGGAUAAUAAAACGCUUGACAACCAAGCAUACUUUGUUUUGAAAGCUUCAGUCAGUAGCACCCCCAUUUUGAGUCAGGCCCCCCUGUUUUAAAGGGAUAUCGUUACUUCUUGGAAAGGAGAAUAACUAGGAAUCAAGCUAGCUAUGUGUAGCUAGGUGCUUUUACAUCGCGUACCGCUAAGUUAAAACAAUUUUACCUAGCAUUCAGUUAUUCUGCUUCCUGGUGAAGAUCACACAUGACUGCUGGCUAUCAAUCGCACCUUACCGUUAGCGUUAAUGAGUAAAGUUUUGGAACUUAGAGGUGCUGUUUUUUUGUUAACCGCCAGCUGAGUGAACAUUAGCGAGAUAGUGAAACCAAAAUAGCUAGCUAGUUAAUAUUACUAACUACAUAUAGCACAUCUUUCCAUUUCAAAACCAUUCAGCUACAUUGAUGUUGAAUUGCCAUUUGUUGUCUAACGUUAGAUAGCUAGGCUAACUAGCUAGUAACGCUGUCGUUUUACUAACUUAUUGUGCAGUUAGCUAACGUUACUAUAAACUAACGUUAGUCUAAGCUGUUCAGUUGGCUAGUGUGUAGGCUAUUCGGCAAACGAGCCUGACAUUCGGAUGCAUUGCGUUUAUUUUCACUAGUAACGUUGGCUAGCAAGAUGCUGGGAAAUUGUUGAAUUUCCAGUCGUGGAAGACCCCCAAUACGGAAAAAAGCAGUUAAGUGUGGGUAACGUUAACGUAACAAGUUAGCUAGCUAACGUGGCGAGUUCAGCGAAGGUUGUCAAGUUAACAUAGCUAGCUAGCUCUAGCCCUUUAGCUAACGCCAGGUAUAUGGAUUUUUAACUUCACGAUUAGACAUUAAUUUGCAGCCACCAAGCGCGUGUUAGUUAGCCAGGAAACUAGAUGCUCAGGGUUAUAAAUCACCCAGUCCUACAUAACGUUAAGUAAAAACUGGCAAUAACGCUCUCUCGAGGUAUCAGCUCGUAAAUGACCACCGGCAGGAAUAACCGUGUCAUGAUGGAAGGCGUUGGUGCUAGAGUGAUCCGAGGACCGGACUGGAAGUGGGGGAAACAGGAUGGUGGUGAGGGACACGUCGGGACAGUGCGGAGUUUCGAAAGUCCAGAGGAAGUGGUGGUGGUCUGGGACAACGGGACUGCAGCCAACUACCGCUGCUCCGGGGCUUACGACGUACGGAUAUUCGACAGUGCGCCUACAGGUAUCAAGCACGAUGGGACCAUGUGUGACACCUGCCGCCAGCAGCCCAUCAUCGGCAUCCGCUGGAAGUGCGCCGAGUGCACCAACUACGACCUCUGCACCACCUGUUACCACGGCGACAAGCACCACCUGCGCCACCGCUUCUACCGGAUCACCACCCCCGGCAGCGAGAGAGUCCUGCUGGAAUCCCGGCGCAAAUCGAAGAAGAUCACGGCGCGGGGCAUAUUCACAGGCGGCCGUGUGGUGCGGGGCGUGGACUGGCAGUGGGAGGACCAGGACGGCGGCAACGGCAGGAGGGGCAAGGUGACGGAGAUCCAGGACUGGAGUGCGGCCAGCCCGCACAGUGCGGCCUACGUUCUGUGGGACAAUGGAGCCAAAAACCUCUACAGAGUGGGCUUCGAGGGAAUGUCCGACCUGAAAUGUGUCCAAGAUGCCAAGGGCGGCUCCUUUUAUCGAGACCACUGCCCUGUGCUGGGCGAACAGAACGGGAACCGCAACCCUGGCGGGUUACAGAUCGGCGACCUGGUCAACAUCGACCUGGACCUGGAGAUCGUGCAGUCGCUGCAGCACGGUCACGGGGGCUGGACGGACGGCAUGUUCGAGACGCUCACCACCACCGGGAACGUGUGCGGCAUCGACGAGGACCACGACAUCGUGGUGCAGUACCCCAGCGGGAACAGAUGGACCUUUAACCCGGCGGUGCUGACUAAGGCCAACGUGGUGCGCAGUGGAGAGGCGGCGGCCGGAGCAGAAGGGGGCACCUCCCAGUUCAUGGUGGGGGACCUGGUGCAGAUCUGCUACGACAUCGACCGCAUCAAGCUCCUGCAGAGAGGCCACGGAGAGUGGGCCGAAGCCAUGCUCCCGACCCUGGGGAAGGUGGGCAGGGUGCAGCAGAUCUACUCAGACAGCGACCUGAAGGUGGAGGUGUGCGGCACGUCCUGGACCUACAAUCCCGCCGCCGUCACUAAGGUGGCCCCCGCAGGGUCCGCCGUCACCAACGCCUCCGGAGGUACAGGUACACACACAAAGCGCCUGUCCCAGCUCCUGAAGAAGCUCUUCGAGACGCAGGAGUCUGGAGACAUCAACGAGGAGUUGGUGAAAGCGGCGGCCAACGGGGACCUGGCCAAGGUGGAGGACAUCCUGAAGAGGCCGGACGUGGACGUGAACGGGCAGUGUGCCGGACACACGGCCAUGCAGGCGGCCAGCCAGAACGGCCACGUCGACGUCCUCAAGCUGCUGCUCAAACACAACGUGGACCUGGAGGCUGAGGACAAGGACGGGGACAGGGCGGUGCACCACGCUGCUUUUGGGGAUGAGGGCUCGGUGAUCGAGGUGCUUCAGCGGGGCGGUGCCGACCUCAACGCCCGAAACAAGCGCCGGCAGACUCCGCUUCACAUUGCCGUCAACAAGGGCCACCUGCAGGUGGUCAAGACCCUGCUGGACUUCGGCUGCCAUCCCAGCCUGCAGGACUCGGAGGGAGACACCCCCCUUCACGAUGCCAUCAGUAAGAAGAGGGACGACAUGCUGUCUGUGCUGUUGGAAGCGGGAGCUGAUGUCACCAUCACCAAUAACAACGGCUUCAACGCCCUGCACCACGCCGCUCUGCGCGGGAAUCCCAGCGCCAUGCGGGUCCUGCUGUCCAAACUGCCGCGCCCCUGGAUAGUAGACGAGAAGAAGGACGACGGCUACACGGCGCUGCACCUGGCUGCCCUCAACAACCACGUGGAGGUGGCCGAGCUGCUGGUGCACCAGGGGAGUGCCAGCCUGGACAUUCAGAACGUGAAUCAGCAGACCGCGCUGCACCUGGCGGUGGAACGCCAGCACACGCAGAUCGUACGGCUGCUGGUGCGGGCGGAGGCCAAGCUGGACGUUCAGGACAAGGACGGGGACACGCCCCUGCACGAGGCGCUCCGCCACCACACCCUGUCCCAGCUGAGACAGCUGCAGGACAUGCAGGACGUCAGCAAGGUGGAGCCCUGGGAGCCCUCCAAAAACACGCUGAUAAUGGGCCUGGGCACCCAGGGGGCUGAGAAAAAGAGUGCGGCCUCCAUCGCCUGCUUCCUGGCGGCCAAUGGUGCGGACCUGACCAUCCGCAACAAGAAGGGCCAGUCCCCCCUGGACCUCUGCCCCGACCCCAGCCUCUGCAAGGCGCUGGCCAAGUGCCACAAGGAGAAGACCAGUGGGCAGGUGGGCUCCCGCAGCCCCUCUCUCAGCAGUAACAAUGAGACCCUGGAGGAGUGCAUGGUGUGCUCUGACAUGAAGAGGGACACCCUUUUCGGGCCCUGCGGCCACAUCGCCACCUGCUCCCUCUGCUCGCCCCGCGUCAAGAAGUGUCUCAUCUGCAAAGAGCAGGUCCAGUCCAGAACCAAGGUACCGGCCCGAAACCAGCGGCCGGUCAGUCUGUGGCUGCUUUCGUUUAAGGGCUGUAAUCCGAGAGACGACGGAGCGUCUCUAUCAGAAUGGUUUUCUGAGAAUAUUGAGGAGUGUGUUGUGUGCUCGGACAAGAAAGCAGCUGUGCUCUUCCAGCCCUGUGGUCACAUGUGCGCCUGUGAAAACUGCGCCAGCCUGAUGAAGAAGUGUGUGCAGUGCCGUGCGGUGGUGGAGCGCCGCACCCCCUUCGCGCACUGCUGCGGGGGCAAAGGUAUGGAGGACGACACGGCCGACCAGCACCUGAGGAGCUCAAACUCUGUGGCAGGGGGGUCGCAAGAGCUUCUCCAGCCCAACAAUCUGGCGCUGAGUUGGUCCAGCGGAAACAUUCCCGCCCUGCAGAGGGACAAGGACAACACCAACGUCAACGCUGACGUGCAGAAGCUGCAGCAGCAGCUGCAGGAUAUCAAAGAGCAGACCAUGUGCCCGGUGUGUCUGGACCGGCUGAAGAACAUGAUCUUCAUGUGUGGCCACGGCACCUGCCAGCUGUGCGGGGACCGCAUGAGCGAGUGUCCCAUCUGCCGCAAGGCCAUCGAACGCCGCAUCCUGCUCUACUAGAGCCUCCCCUCCCCUGUGCCCUCCCCUGUGCCAGCCAUGUCUCCUCUCCUCUCCUCUCCCCUGUGCCAGCCAUGUCUUCUCCUCUCCUCCCCCGUCUCUCCCCUGUGCCAGCCAUGUCUCCUCUCCUCUCCUCUCCCCUGUGCCAGCCAUGUCUCCUCCCCUCUCCUCUCCCCUGUGCCAGCCAUGUCUCCUCUCCUCUCCUCCCCCGUCUCUCCCCUGUGCCAGCCAUGUCUCCUCCCCUCUCCUCUCCCCUGUGCCAGCCAUGUCUCCUCUCCUCUCCUCUCCCCUGUGCCAGCCAUGUCUCCUCUCCUCUCCUCUCUUCUCCUCUCCCCUGUGCCAGGCAUGUCUUCUCUCGCGCUGGAAAACAGACUUUACGCUAUCUCCCCCACCCCCACGCCCGCCAAAUAAAACCUCCUCGUCAUGUCCUCGUUGGGGCCUGAAAGCUGCAUUGAGUAUCCAUGGACGCCUCCGGCUGUUCUCUCGCCCGUGUCACCAGUACGCCUUUCGGUCCCGUGGGCUCGCCUGCCUCCCUGCUGCCGUUCGGCUGGGGGGCCUUCUUCCCGCCUGUCUUGCCCCGUAUUCAGAAGGGCUGCUUUUAUUGGUCUAGAUCCAGCGGUGGGCCCCGCCUACUCUUUCAGAACCCCUAGCACCAGGCACCCCUGUCAAACCUCGAGUCGCAGUAUUGUGUACAGCAGGGGGAGCCGUCGAGCUGGAGAGUUUACACUACGCCCCUCCCCCCGACCGUUGAGCAGAAGUCUCUAGCCCCCGCCGCAGACUUCUGUGCGGAAGGCUUACUGUCUCAAAGCCUUAAUUUUCUUUCAUUUUAUUGUAUUUUAUUGCUUCGAAUGCAGACUUAUUUAAUUAGUGUUAACCGUCAUUGGCAUCCAACCAGCUAUCGCUGUGGAUAUACGGUCUAUCGUAUAUAUAACGCUAAUAUUUAACUCGGUUACAUGGACACGGUACAGUUUGUAGCAGUUUACUGCUGUGAUGGGCUUUACGAUGUUGAGAGGUCAGAUCUUCGGCCUACACAAGCCUGCCUGUGACUCCAAAAUGGAGCAUGGGCAUCUUAAAUUUUCUCCCUUUGUUCAUUAAUUUGUCUCGAUUUACUCACUGCCUCUUAUUAUGCGAAUAUUAUGUUUAACUUUGUUGUGAAUUUUGCUUUACUGCCUGUUUGUUUUCUUUAUUUAAUAUUUCUAAUUAUAUUUGCCCCCUCUUGCGAAGAGAACGAAUCAGAUCUAAUCAAUUUGAAGUAGGAAGGCCACUUUAAGGCGCCCGCUUCUGAGCCCAAGGUUGCCAGGUUGCUCCCCCGACAACCGCCCCCCUCCCCCCCUUCCCUCGGCAUCUCCUCCAGUCAACAACACACACUAGCCCUUUGUACCGUAUCUGUCCGUUGGUAACAACGCAGGCCACGAGGCGUCUUUAACCCGCCCCACACCUGCUCGUUUGUAUCUCUGGGCUAGCUGCUCUGAUUCUCCCCUACCCUCUCACCUGGCCUGAUCGAUCCUACCAAAGCGCAGUUGUGCCAAGCACCAGAAAUCCACCUCCCACUGAUACUGUGCCGACACUGCCCCGAAUAUCCUACGCGGUAACCUCACUCCUGUCGGACCCUCAGCGGACCCAAAACGACAGGACAGAAUGCGUACAUAGCUACUAGUUAAACUGGAAUAGUCCCUUGGGCAAUGUACAGUAUAAUGGGGGUGACUCCACACCACAAAUAGCGUUCGUAUUACCGAGUACGUCAAGGUACUGCUUGCAGUCCGUUGCUGUUAAAGGGAUGAAAUAAUGGUAUUGUCUUGUACUACAGUAUAAAGCUAUAUGUGCUUGGCUGUUCCGUGCUUCUGCCCAAUAUUCACAUUUAGACGCUUGCAGGGAUGAGGUGCCAUCUUGAUUUUUGUCGACUGAAAAUGUUUUUCCUCUCUAUAUAUAGAUUGAAUUAAACUACAAUGUUAUGUAAAGCCAACACAGAUAAAUAUUUUAUUUACUCGUAGUAGAGGACAAAUUACUUUAUUUUGUAUUGUUGCUCAAUAUAGGUGUCACUGCUUUCCCAAAGCUAAACGUGGCUGUUUUGCUGCUCUUUUAUGGAACUCUCUGUUUAAACAUUAAUGUUGACAAACUGGGUCAUUCAAAUGGACCACCUGUAAAUGCUAACAACACAUGCUUUGUCCCAAAGGCCUGGGGAAUUUUUCAUUUCACCUGGCCGUGUGGAAUUGUAGGUCACAUGAUCAUGAUUGGAAAAAAUAAAAAAAAUAAAAAGCAAUCAUAUCCAGUCUGUUGUCUGAAAGGUGUAGUCAGGUUCUCCAUAAAAUAAAAAAGGUUUAGAGAACAAUCUGACAUCAGAGAUGGUUUUUUUUUUUGUUAUAUACAAAGUAACUUCAUACUUUGACAGCAAAGUUGAUUUAAUUUUCUAUCCAUUUUAUAUGUUCAUGUUAAAAUGUAAUGCUAGAAUGCACUAAUGUACCUUCAUGGUAGUGUUGGUAGUAUUGUAUUGUAUUCUUUUGUUACAAUUAUUGCAAAGGCCAAUUAAAGAAAAUAUGCUAUCCUGUUUAGUUUCCACCUUUGUAAUCGGAAUGGUUCUGCUGCAGCCUGUAUUUUUAUUAAUGGCUUGUAACAUCAAACGCGGCCUGCUCUGUAUCUUUUAAAAGAAAUGUACUGUUAAAAUAAAGGUCCUAUGACACUA